AAAUUACCCAACGUGUGCACGAAAUUAAGGAAGUUUUCAGUGAAUUUUCAACAUAAGAAGGAAAAAAUUAAAUUAUUAAAAAGUAUUUUCUCGAAAAAUCAAGCGAAGAAGUCAUAAAAACGAUAACAUUCCAGCUAUUGAACACAUCGUCUAUUCAUAUUCCUGGAUUCCGUGUUGUGCACCACGAUUUUCAUGUGUGUUUUGAAAACGCGUGAAUAACAUCCGGUUGUGCGUGUGAAUUUUUCUUCGCUGAUAUCAGUUGAAAAUCACCAAUAAAAAGUCGAAAAUUACCAUAAAGUUACCAUAAAGCAAUACGUGAACGGAGCUUCUUGAUUCAAUCAUUUAUAUGUAUGUCUGUUUGAUGUUGUUUCUUUUUUAAGAAUUGCCGAUAACCAAACAACGAUUCCAAGUGCUUUCAUUUUCUAGUAUUAAAAAGUCCUUUUUAAAUCUUCAAAAGUGAAAAUCGAUGUCGAUACAGUUAAGUGAAAUCAAAAGAAACGCAUUAUUCGGCUAUAUAUGAAAAACCACGUAUAUGGUGUAGAGUAUACGCUCAUGAAUUUUUAAUGUCAAAUGUAAAAUAUUGAUGUCAUACGCCUGAAAAUAUACAACAGACAUUCGACACAAAACAUAACAAAAAACCGGAUAAAUUUCAAAGUUUUCUUCAUUAAUUAAAACUAUCUAGUCCCAGUUGUCUAAGUACACUCUCUAUACUACGCUUGUCUUGCUUCCAUUUUCACAAACAAUUAAACAGUUGCGCUUUUCUAGAGAAAUAAAAGCCAAGUGAACUCUCCAACGAAUUAUUCUUGUGCACUUUUCUUCUUCAACGUUGUUGUCGUCGUCCUCGUCGCCGUUUUCUUCUUAAUUUCUUGAAGAAGACACGAGCAACAGCAACUCUAGCACCUGUAAAUCACCUAAGUAGACAAAGUUUAAACUUAAUCACUCUAACACGAAGACAGAACUUUAACAUUGUGCUUGUCAAAACCAAAAGGGCAAAAACUUACUGUCUUCGAAUUUAAUCUUAAGAAUUAUAACGCUAGUCCUUCAAUCUAUUAGAUCUUUUCAAGUUAAAAAGUUAAAUUAAGAUUUUUAAAGUGAAUAGUCGUAGAACAAAUAACCAACGAAAAAAUCUACACCUAGUGUCCAACUUGUUACCAAAUCGCAAUUGAAAUAAUCAUCCAAAUCAUCAACUGAAACCUUUAGUCAGAAGAGGACAGGAAGAAAACAAAAACCACUUGAAAAAUGGCGGCAUUUAUAGCGAAACAAAUGGUUGGCAACCAAUUAAGCGCCGUUAAAGAUGCUGCAGGCGGUGGUGAUGGCGGUGAUGAUGCCGACGAUAAGGAAAAGGCAGAGGAGGAGGAGAGAGAACGUCAGGAGGCCAUCCGUGAGGCCGAAGAACGACGCAAGGAGAAGCAUCGUCGCAUGGAAGAGGAGCGUGAGAAAAUGCGACAAGAUAUUCGUGAUAAGUAUAACAUCAAGAAGAAAGAGGAGGUAGUAGAACAACAGAUGCCACAAGAGGAGCCAAAUCCACUGAUGCGGAAAAAGAAAACGCCAGAAGAGUUGGCUGCCGAGGCUGAGCAAGAAGAACUUGAUGAUUUCACGAAACUGAAAAAUCAAAUAGAAACGCAAGUAAAUGAGCUAAAAACCCAAAUAGAGGGAAAAUGCGUCAUGCAGUGAUAUGUCAACAUAAUUCUAUAUAAAUUAUAUGAAUAAUAUAAUAAUACCAAAAAUAAAUAACAACAACAUGCAUAAACAACAGCUAAAAGAUAAACAACAGCAACAAAAUAAUAUACUUCAAUAAUAUACAUAUUACAGCAAAAACACAAUAAUACAUAAUAAUAAUAAUAAAAGAGAUAAUAAAUAUAAAAUUUAUAAUAAAAUUUAAAAUGAGAGGGAUAAAUAACAAAAAACCCCACAUUCAUAUUAUAUUGGCGGAAUAUACAAAUUAUAUAUACAACUUAUAUAUAACAAAAAAAAAAUUAAACAAAUUUGAAAACGUAUAACCGAAAUGGAAGUAUAACUGCUGAAUUGCAUGAAAACAAAAUAAGGCUACAUAUAUUUAAAAAAUAACAACAACAAAUUCAACAACAACACAUUUACAUCAACAAGAACAACCAUAUAACAAAUACAACAAACAAAAUGGAUAUAUAUACAUACUAUAUACAUUUACAAUAGUCUUUACAAUAUAUAUAACAAAGAACAAAAUAAAUAAAUAAAUGAAAAAAACUAAAGACAAAUUUACAUAUAUAUAUACAUAUAUAUACAAACUUACAUACAUGUAUAGACUAUGUAUAUAAACCGUAUAUAUAUACAUAUAUAUAAUUUGCAUAAACAAACAUAAACUAACAAUCUUAACAAAACAAAAAAAUCAAGAAGCACUACUACAACCCAACAACAACAACAAAUAUAUAUUUCAAAUUUCAACGUUUAAACUGGAUACUCUCAAUCUCAAUGAAUUACAUCAAUAACUGCAUUAUUAUAUUCUCUAUUUAAAUAAAUAACAUUUAUAGUAACAACAAGAGCAACUACCAAGAAAAAAGUACUAUGCUAUAAAAAAUACUUAUAAAAUAAUACAAAACACCUAACCAUAAUUGAAGCAAAAAAAAAAAAAGAAAAACAUCCCGAACACAAUGCUGGCAACCCUUGCAUAAGUCGAUCAACAACAUCUGAAUCAAAAAGAAGAAGAACAACAAACAAUUUUAUGUUACACCUCUGUAGUUCUUAAACUAGGGAUAUGAAAAUAUUUCGAUUUUGAAAUAAUUUGAUUUUCGAUCUAUAUCGUUAUGAUGUUUUCCGGAAUGUGAACAGGGCUGUUGUUAAAAUUAGAUUAUAUUCCAAUUAGAAUUAAAUAAUAUAAAUCUGAAAUAUUUUUUCAACACCGAUUUCUAAUCAAAUUUGAUUGUUUCAUAAAAAUGUCAGUGUUAAUAGGAUGACAUCAUUUCAUAAUUUCCACAACAGCCAACUCGUUGCUAUCGAGAUAUUAUGUCCCUAUUCAAAAAGUAAAAUUUCCAUCGACUCUUUAAACAAAUACUUAUUAAAUAAAUUGGCUUGCAUAGAACUCCUUACAACAGAAAGUCCCAAACUAUCACUACAACCUUGCUGAUUAGAGUGAAAUAGUAUUAAAAAAACAGCUGCUGCUCUUAAUGAAGUGCUCCUCUCACGAACUACAAACAGACGAUUAUGAAAAAAGUAAUCGAAUAUUGAUUACUUUUGAGUACUGUAAGGAAAGAGUAAGAAAAAACGAAAAACCAAAGCCUUUAAAAAAACCAAACAAAAAAAUUUAGAAGAAAUUUGUGAAAAUCAUUUAAAAUAAUAAACUAUAGCCGAAUAGUAAAGAAUUAAUAAUUUUGAAAAAUUGACAACAUUUUAGUAAGGAAAACAAAUAACAAAACCAAAACAAAAUGAAAUGGCAAACAACAACAAAAAACAAGCAUUACUUAGGCUGUUAAUGAAUUUGAUUAAAUUGAAAUAUGGUAAUUAAACAAAAUUGAAAUAAAUCACAAAAUAAAAUUCGUAAACAAUCUAGUUAAGCUUUAAUUUCAAAGGAACUUAAAGAGAAUCGUCGUUUCCCUAUUUAUUUCUUCAAUUUGUUUGCUCCUCGACGAAAACGAAAGACAAAACAAAAAUAAACAUAAAACAGCUGCUAAUCUGUUGAUUACCCUCUCCAAACCAAUCUGAACUAAACUAUAAACUUUGUUCAACUGUUAAGUCAUCACUAUCUCUCUUUCUCUCUUACUCUCUUCAACUUAUAUAUAACUCUCUAUUAAAAAUUCACAUAAUUCUUAUUUUAUCUCUCCCUAUUUCUUCGUCUCUCUUUUUAAUUGUUCUCUGAGAUAUGACUUUUAACAAACUUAAUCUUUGGUAUUGAUGAGUUUGAUACAAAAUCUGAUACCUAUGUUAAUUUACAGAGUACUGUGUAUAUUUUUCUCUAUUUUUUGGAGUAAAAAUAUUUAGUUUUUUUUUAAUGAACAGGAAAAAUAGUUUUUUAUACAUAAACGUAAUAACACGAUGAAGCAGCUUUAUAAAUAAAAAAUUACAUAUAAUUUUGUUGUUUUCUGUAAUAUGACAAAUUAAUUGGUUUUCUAAUAUUGUUUAUUGUUAUCUUAAUAAUAAGUAGACAAUUUUGUUGUUUUUUUUAAUAUACAUACAUUUUUGUUAUGUUAACCUAUAUUAAUUAUUUAUUGAAGCGGGGUAAUAAAGUAGUUAACGGCAUAGUAGGAAUUUUUAUGGCUUUCCAACACAUCAGCAAGAUUUUUUAUUGGAAAUGACAGCUAUAUAUUCUUAUGUAAUAAUAUAAGAAGGUUCUUAUAAAUUAUUUUUAAUACAGUGCAGCAUUAAUCAUAUUCUCAUUACAUAUUCCGCCUCUACAGUACAGCUGCGGCACGAGAAUUUCUCCUUCUUUCUCUAUUCUGUUCUAUGUUCUAAUGAUUAUUUCUUAUGAUAUAUUCUCUUGUAAUAAAUAAAUUAUAAAUUAUUUUUAAUGCAGUGCAGCAUUAAUCAUAUUCCCAUUACCUGUUAUACCUCUACAGUACAGCUGUGGCAUGUGACUUUCUCCUUCUUUCUCUACUCUAUGUUCUAAUGAGUAAAAUAUCAAUGCACUUUUUUGGAUAUUCGAACCGUUGCUAAUAACCUUCUUUCAUGUUCCAGUUAUUUUUUCUUUAAGCCCCUAAAAUUUACGAUUGAAGUAUAUACUUGUUUUUAGAAAUGUAGCAUUUCUAAUGUACAUAGUCGGCAUUGAGAGAUGCCAUAAGUUUUUUCAGAUCAAUUGAUCAAAUUGAAGAUUCUUUCACUGUUUAAAUAAUAAGGAAUUAUAAAAUGUUUCAAUUCUGUUCAACCCUUAAUACCUUUCUAUCGCAACAGUGCAACUGUAGAUACCCUCUUUCCAUUAUGUUCUAUUCAAUUCUUCUCAUAUCAAAGUGUGUGAUAAUUUUCAUUAGUUUUCAUUCAUUUGAACAUUUUCAAUAAACCUUUUUAAAAAGUAACAUAAAAAUACAAAAAUGCACGUGGAAAGCUAUCAAUGUUUUGCAGCUAAUUUGCGAGCAAUAAUUAUCGAUAAAUGCAUGAAAAACGAAUGUAUGCAUGGACGUAUGUGUAUGUGCCCGCCAAAUAACGGGAGAGUCCUAGUUUGAUUCUCCGAAUCCAUGCCUAAAUCUUUUACCACAAGAAAACAAAAAACCAUAUAUAAAUAAUGACAGUUAUUUAUUUUCUUCUCUUAACAAACAAUUUUGACUAGCUUUAUUUUAGCUCUCUCUCACCGAUAACUAACAGAACUUAAUAGAAAUCUUAAAAACAAAGAAAACCAAAGCAACAGCAAAACAUGCUCUUUGACCCAAGAACUUAACACAGCUUACAGCAGGUCAACAGAGUUGCGCUCUCUCUCUUUUAUAUUUUAUUAAACUAAACGACUACUUUUCGCUCUUUACCCUUUAAUUACCCUUUUUUCUCUCUCUCCACUAUUUAAACAAAUGAAAAUCUUUGGAAAACAAAAAGAGAUUGUUUAGCAAUAAAUAUUAUAUUAAAAUAAACAACUUUAAUAUAAUUAAAAAAAAUGAGUAACCCAUGUUCUAAAACAAACAAUGUUUUCAUAUUGUAAAAAAACAGACAACAAAUUUAGUAAACGAAAAACAAAAACUAAUUGAUAAUUAAAUUCUUUUAAGUUGUUUUUUUUUAUUUUUUUCUUUAUAUUAUUUUAUUCAAAAUUAAAACGAAAAGUAUAAGAAAAAAUUGUUAUUUUAUUGGAAGAACUUUGAGAUUAUUUUUAAAAUUUUAGAGAGAAGAGAAAAGUUAUAUACAUGUAAAACAAAAUAAGGAAAAAAUACAAAACCAAAUAAAAACUAUAGGGAUUUAACAAAAAAACAAACAAAAAUGAAGUACUUAUUAACAGAAAAAACAAAAAAAAAGAA
This is a messenger RNA of Musca domestica (house fly), 5900 nucleotides long. It is a transcript of the gene cpx, whose product is annotated as complexin. Gene Ontology annotation, cellular component: terminal bouton; SNARE complex. The coding region runs from base 1240 to 1674 and encodes 144 amino acids. Gene Ontology annotation, biological process: regulation of neurotransmitter secretion; neurotransmitter transport; synaptic vesicle exocytosis. The record is from RefSeq and is a predicted model, not a curated record. NCBI's taxonomy places the organism in Eukaryota, Metazoa, Arthropoda, Insecta, Diptera, Muscidae. The transcript is spliced from 10 exons. Gene Ontology annotation, molecular function: syntaxin binding.